AUGACAGAUCUCCAACACUCUCUACCAGCAUGUCUCCCUCAUCCUCGAUUGAAUUAUCGCAAUUAUUUUUGUACAUCAUCUAACUGUCAAUUCUUCGCUAUCUUUAGAACCUUCAUCCGCCGUAAUGCGGUCUUCCUGACCACCAUCUUCGCCGGUGCUUUCGCUUUCGAGCUUACCUACGAUACCGCCUCAAACAAGAUCUGGGACAGCAUUAACGCUGGCCGCCAAUGGAAGGAUAUUAAGUACAAGUACAUCCAGCAGGCCGAGGAGGAUGACGAGUAA
Molecule: messenger RNA, 282 nt
Organism: Penicillium taxi
Lineage: Eukaryota; Fungi; Ascomycota; Eurotiomycetes; Eurotiales; Aspergillaceae
Product: cytochrome b-c1 complex subunit 9
Exons: 3
Coding region: 1-282 (93 amino acids)
Biological process (GO): mitochondrial electron transport, ubiquinol to cytochrome c
Source: RefSeq, a predicted model, not a curated record